This is a messenger RNA of Condylura cristata (star-nosed mole), 4826 nucleotides long. It is a transcript of the gene FGD6, whose product is annotated as FYVE, RhoGEF and PH domain containing 6. The record is from RefSeq and is a predicted model, not a curated record. Gene Ontology annotation, cellular component: cytoplasm. Bases 1 to 4308 code for a protein of 1435 amino acids. Gene Ontology annotation, biological process: regulation of GTPase activity. Lineage: Eukaryota; Metazoa; Chordata; Mammalia; Eulipotyphla; Talpidae. Gene Ontology annotation, molecular function: metal ion binding; guanyl-nucleotide exchange factor activity. The transcript is spliced from 21 exons.
AUGACUUCUGCCGCCGAGAUUAAAAAGCCACCAGUGGCCCCCAAGCCGAAGUUUGUGGUGGCAAAUAAUAAGCCAGCCCCACCUCCUGUUGCACCUAAACCUGAUAUUGUGGUUUCUAGUGUUCCACAGUCAACAAAGAAGAUCAAACCAGCAAUAGCUCCAAAACCAAAAGUUCUGAAGGACUCACCUGUUCGAGACAUCAGACAGUCACCAUCAAGAAAAAUCCUCACGAACCUGAAAGAACAUAAACAGGAAUUACCUGAAAGAGCUGACAACUCUAACUGCAAAAAUGUAGGGCAUCAGAGUAGUGACUAUAUUUUACCAAUGUGUUCUUGCAGCUCUGAGUGUAUCCAUAAACUUGGGAAUAGAGAGAAUAUGUAUGUAAAGCAGCUUAUCUUAGAGCCCCUGGAAAUGCAUGAAAAUUCAGAAAACAGUAAACUUGAUGAAUUCUCUUCAGCUAUAAAAAAUAGGAGUAAAUGUCACUAUAAUGGUGAAAAGGUCAGGAGCCAGAGUGGAGUAAUUUCAAAGGCAAGUGUCCUAGAGGAGAAACUUAAAGAUGUUUUAACACAAAAAUCAUCACCGUUUAUUUUCCCACAGAAGCACAGAUCGACACACAACCCAGAAAUGAAUGAUGACUGUAAUUCCAAGAGACAAUUCAGAAAUGAAAUUGCAGAUUUGUCACCUUCCCAGUCUAGCUUUGCAAGUGCUCCUGAUCAACGACACUGCCACCUACAAGUUCCUAGUGAUGAAUUUCAAAAUUUGGAAACUUGUCAGAACAGCAGUGAAAAAAGCAAUUUUAACUUUCACUCAUCCGAACAAGUUCUGGAAAAUGGCAAUAAGAGUACUUCUCUUUCUUUAGAUGGAGUUAGUAAGAAGUCAGAUGUCAAAGAACUUGGUCCCUUAGAAAUUCACUUGGUACCAUGUACCCCCAAAUUUCCAACUCCCAAGCCUAGAAAAACACGUGCUGCUCGCCUAUUACGCCAAAAGUUUAUAGAUACUCCUAGUGAAAGUACUGAAGAAUCAGAGAACUUAAAUAAUAGCUCUUCAUAUCUUUUCAAAGAGACUUUGGAAAACAAUAAAAUCAAGAUUUGUCAUCAGAAUGUUUUAUGUGACCAGGAACAGGCAGAAAAAAUGAAACCAGAAAAUAAAAGUGAAUUAAAUGUGAACCCCAGCAGUGACAGUCAGCACCUAGUCAAUUCACAGAAAGCCCUGUGUAAUGAACCAUCUUCCUUUGGAAAAAUGGCACCUCCUUUAAACAUAGACUCUAAUUUUAGUUCUGACAGCAAGGCAGUGGACGAUUCUAGUAUGUCACUUGCUGUGGAUAAAGGCACUAAUUUUACAAGAAGCAGUACUUUGUCUAUGAGCCUCCCCAAGCAGCUCAAAUUAGGUUGCAGUGAACAUUUACCUACUGCUUGUAAUCUGGGAAUAUUUACCCCUCAAAUGCAAAAGGAAUCUAUAAUAAAGGAUGAAAGUGUCCCAAAAAUUGUCCCCCCAAAACCUCAAAGACAUAUCUUGCCUCCUGCAGGGGUGCUUAAAAAGGCCGCCUCUGAAGAGCUUGUGGAGAAAAGUUCUUAUCCAUUAAAUGAAGAAAAAAAUUCAGAAAGGAGUCUAGAAAGAAAUCACCUUCAGCAUUUGUAUGCCCAAAGUCACAAUAUGUCAUGUUCGUCUGAUAUGCCUAAACGGGCUUUAGAAAAGCCAGUGUGGAAAUUACCUCAUCCUAUUUUACCUUUUCCAGGGACCCCAGAAUCCCUAAAGUCUAUCACAGUAUCCUCAAAUAGUGAGCCUUCUUCUACCCUGACCAAGCCGAGAGCAAAAUCAUUGUCUGCUAUGGAUGUGGAAAGGUGCACCAAGACUUGCAAAGACUCUCAAAAGAAAAACUCUUUUAAGAAGUUGCUCAACAUGAAACUGUCCAUCUGUUCCAUGAAGAGUGACCUCCAGAAAUUUUGGUCCAAGAAUAGCCAACUUGGGGACACAACCUCAGGCAGUCUCUUGAGUGGAGAGCAAAAAGGGACUGAAAGUGAUUGGCAUGGCUUGUUAGUAGGAGAUGAAAAGAGAAGCAAACCCACCAAGGCAUAUUCUGCAGAUAAUUACAGCCUGGAAUCUCAGAAGAAGAAAAAGAGGAAAUCUCGGGGCCAGACCAGCACAGGUAAUGGAGCAAGAGCUGAGUCUUUGGAUGACCAAAUGCUUUCCAGAGAGUCAUCAUCUCAAGUGCCUUACAAAUCUGCUCUAAGUAGCUGUGCUCCUGAAUAUGAAAACGUUCGUCAUUAUGAAGAAAUACCGGAGUAUGAAAACUUACCUUUUAUUAUGGCUGUAGAGAAAACUCCAGAGUUGGAAUGGCAGAAUUCCAGCAGCAUUGAGGACACUGAAGCAAAUGUGUAUGAGAUAGAAGAGCCUUAUGAAGCUUCAGGUGGCCAGCUGCGACUUGGACCCAGACAUCAGCAUUCCAGCACCUCUGGAGCAUGCCAGGAGGACCACAAUGAUCUGGAUCUUGGUCUUGCUGACCUUCCUUCAGAUGAAGAAGAAGGAAUUGACAGUUCUGAUGAAGAUGAUGUCAGCUCUGGUUCUAGUAAGGGGGAGCCUGACCUGCUGGGAGAUAAACAGGGUGAAGAUAUUGGAAUGAAAAGUAAAGUUCAUCAUAUUGCCAAGGAGAUCAUGAGCUCAGAGAAAGUGUUUGUGGAUGUGUUGAAACUUUUGCAUAUCGAUUUCCGGGAUGCAGUAGCUCAUGCUUCCAGGCAAUUUGGGAAACCAGUGAUUGAAGACCGGAUCCUGAAUCAGAUUCUAUACUACUUGCCUCAGCUAUAUGAGCUCAAUAGGGAUCUCCUGAAGGAACUGGAGGAAAGAAUGUUGAACUGGACUGAACAGCAAAGAAUUGCUGAUAUCUUUGUAAAGAAGGGGCCAUACCUAAAGAUGUAUUCCACAUACAUCAAAGAAUUUGAUAAGAAUAUUGCUUUGCUGGAUGAACAAUGCAAAAAAAACCCAGGCUUUGCUGCUGUAGUCAAAGAAUUUGAGAUGAGCCCACGCUGCGCUAAUCUGGCCCUCAAGCACUACCUGCUCAAGCCGGUUCAGAGGAUACCCCAGUACAGGCUGUUGCUAACAGAUUAUUUGAAAAAUCUCUUAGAAGAUUCUGGAGAUUAUAGACACACUAAAGAUGCUCUUGCAGUUGUUAUAGAGGUGGCUAAUCACGCUAAUGACACCAUGAAGCAAGGAGACAACUUUCAGAAACUUAUGCAAAUCCAGUAUAGCUUAAAUGGACACCAUGAAAUAGUACAGCCUGGAAGGGUUUUUCUCAAAGAAGGAACUCUGAUGAAGCUUUCUCGGAAAGUCAUGCAACCCCGAAUGUUUUUCCUGUUUAAUGAUGCCCUAUUAUAUACAACACCUGUGCAGUCUGGGAUGUAUAAACUGAACAACAUGCUCUCAUUGGCUGGAAUGAAGGUUAGAAAACCCACUCAAGAAGCAUAUCAGAAUGAACUAAAGAUUGAAAGUGUAGAACGAUCCUUCAUCCUCUCUGCCAGUUCUGCCACAGAGAGGGAUGAAUGGCUGGAAGCUAUCUCUAGAUCAAUAGAAGAGUAUGCCAAGAAAAGAAUCACAUUCUGUCCUACUAGGAGUCUUGAGGAGGCAGACACAGAAAAUAAAGAAGACGCUAGUCCUCUUGGAUCAAAGGCUCCCAUCUGGAUUCCUGAUACCAGAGCCACGAUGUGUAUGAUCUGCACAAGUGAAUUUACUCUGACCUGGAGGCGACACCACUGCCGGGCCUGUGGAAAGAUUGUAUGUCAAGCUUGUUCGUCAAAUAAGUAUGGCUUAGAUUACCUGAAAAAUCAACCAGCAAGAGUGUGUGAACUCUGUUACCAAGAACUGCAGAAAUUAGAUCACCAGCACUCCCCUAAGAUUGGCUCUCCCGGAAAUCACAAAUCUCCGUCAAGUGCCUUAUCAUCAGUCUUGCAUAGUAUUCCAUCAGGGAGGAAACAGAAAAAAAUUCCAGCAGCUCUCAAAGAAGUAUCAGCAAACACAGAAGAUUCUUCUAUGAGUGGCUACUUGUAUAGAUCAAAGGGCAAUAAAAAACCUUGGAAACACUUCUGGUUUGUCAUAAAAAAUAAAGUGCUAUAUACAUAUGCUGCGAGUGAGGAUGUGGCAGCUUUGGAGAGUCAACCUUUAUUAGGAUUCACUGUCACUCAAGUCAAAGAUGAGAAUUCAGAGUCUAGAGUAUUUCAGUUAUUGCACAAAAGCAUUUUAUUUUAUGUAUUCAAAGCAGAUGAUGCUCACUCAGCUCAGAAGUGGAUAGAAGCAUUUCAGGAAGGCACGAUACUGUAGCAGUAUUGGUUUCAUCUCUUCUGUGAACCUGGAAGGGCAGAAUUUCAUCAAAGUGUAGAAAAUAAAAUACAAAUACUUUACUUUAAAAAAUGGACACUGCCAAGAUAAAUCUAACUCAAAUCUUCAUUGAUUAUAGGAAACUAUUUUGUUAAAUAUAAGGUAAUUUUUUAAUGUUAUUUUUUUUUCAUGUAUGUUAUUUAUUAAAAUUUUGAUGUUUACUUAAUGGUCAGAAUUAUUUCUGAGACUCACACUGAAUUCUAAAGUACUUUUCUUUAGAGACCACAAAAUUUAUUACUCUAUACUGUUUGUAGACUGUGACACAGUUUACACUAUUUUCUCAAUGUGUUUUACAAUGUUACAUUGUAUAAUUUUCACUAGUGCCAAGUCUUUAUAAAUAAAAACACACAUAACAUCAAGGAACAAUUUCCUUGCAGUGUUUGGUUUAGAAAUUGUUCAAGAUACAAUUGGUGAUGAAAAAACUGUCUUUGAAUCAAACUUAAAUGAAUUUUUGUAUAUUU